This is a messenger RNA of Rhopalosiphum padi (bird cherry-oat aphid), 5231 nucleotides long. RefSeq names its product homeobox protein prospero-like. Gene Ontology annotation, molecular function: RNA polymerase II cis-regulatory region sequence-specific DNA binding; DNA-binding transcription factor activity, RNA polymerase II-specific. Gene Ontology annotation, biological process: regulation of transcription by RNA polymerase II. Gene Ontology annotation, cellular component: nucleus. The transcript is spliced from 5 exons. Bases 470 to 4138 code for a protein of 1222 amino acids. NCBI's taxonomy places the organism in Eukaryota, Metazoa, Arthropoda, Insecta, Hemiptera, Aphididae. The record is from RefSeq and is a predicted model, not a curated record.
ACUGCCUACACCGGCGGCGGCGUAAGUCUUAAGUGUCGCGUCAGUCUCUCACUCGGUCCGCGAACGUAAUGCCGGCACAUCGUCGUCUUCUCGUUCCGUCGCUCGCGUGAUCCCGCUAAAACAAUUACAUACCACAAACUCGUAUCACUAAUAUUAUUAUUUAAAAAUUUUUUUUCCGUUUCGUCGAAAACUCGCGGAUCGUACACCCGGCGUUCUACCAUCGUCUACUAUAAUACGACACCGGUUCUUUUUUUUUAUUUUCGUUCGGUUUUUUAAUUAAUUUUUUUCAAAAAUUUUUAAUUUUUUUUUCUAACGUUCACGCGCUCACCGCAGUAUUGGCGAAAAAUCGUGGAACACCACAGUAUAUUCUCGCCGUCGGCCGAUCACAAGUCUACUAUAUUAUAAUAAUUCAUCAGUCGAGUGAUCCGGUUGAUGCGCGAAGGAAGGGGACCGCCAAUCGGAGCCGGCUAUGUCAUCUGAGGAGGACGGCGGCAACCUCGGGACGACGGCGGUGGCGGGGGGAGCAGAGUGUUUCGUCGGCGGCGGCGGCAUCGGUGGUGGGGGUGAUCCGUUGGACGGCUCGGCCGACAAACUGUUGAAGAACAAGGCAAAGCGGAGCAGACAGCGCGUGGAUGCCGGCGAGCCACGUAACAGUUACUCGUCCAUUCCGAAUUUCAGUUCGCGACCGAUCGUGUCCUCGGCACCACUGCUCAAUCAGGCCGCCAGCUUCUACGGAGCAUUUUUUGGCCAAGGCCACCAACAGUACUUCUUCAACCAGGGCUUCGCGCCCGGUAAAAUGCUAAACGAGUUCAUCGGCCGUCAAGUCAAAGAAGAAAUGGUGACCAUGGACUCGUCCGACUGCCUUACACAGCCACUGCCCGGUCUACCCGGUUCGCCGGCCACCGGACCCAACAGCGAGCUGGCCCAUCACAUGCUUCGUGACAUACUACAGGGCAGAAAAAAGGAACUACUCGCCCUAGAACAGGAGUUCCGCAACUCCGACGACCCGUCGUCGCCGGACAACAGUAUCAUGAACAACAACAACAACAUAAACAGUAACAAAAACGACAUCAGCGGCGCGGACGACUGCACCGCCACCGCCGCCGCCAAAAAUUUGGCCGCCGCGGACAUCGUCGACAACUGCAGCGGCAAGCCGGUCGAUCCGGUCGAGGUAAGCUCAGUUAACAAUUUUAUUAAUAACAACAACAAUAACGCGGUGACCAACGAUCACGACGCGGACGACAUUAAUGACGGUACCGAUUCCGAGAGGUCACUGGGCUCGCCAGUGUCCGACACCAAAGAGAUCGCGGCCGAGGAACAAAAUAAAGAUUUCGAGGUGAAAGUCGAACAAAACGAGUUAAAAAAGGCUAGGGUCGAAAACAUCGUGUCUACGAUGAGGUCUAGCCCGUCGUUGCCGGUCCAGGUCAACGGCUGCAAGAAACGCAAGCUGUACCACCCUCAACAGCACGACAACAGCGAGCGGUAUAACACGAUGGACGUGGACGACGACGACAACGACGACGACGACGAAGAGCUGAGCCCCAACGAGCUCAGACAAAAAAUGGUCGAGAAAAACGUGCUGAAGGAUCAACUGCGUACCAUGCAGGAACAGUUGGCGGAAAUGCAACACAAGUACGUUCAGCUGUGCACCAGAAUGGACAACGACGACGAGCCCGAAGACGGUAGCGACGUCGAACAGGAACAAGUUGAAAUAUCGGCAGCGCGGCACAGCCCGCCGGCCGCACCGAAGUGUACUACGCCGCUUCCGAUGAUGCCCUCGUCGGCCCAGCAGAUCAACCCAAACUUUUCAAAAAUGGUCAAAUUUCUGCCACAAACGCACAUGCCCAUACACCCGUCGUUUAACGGGGCACUGACACUGCUCCAGCAGCAAGUACUCCAGGAACAACACAACACUCACAGCCAACACCACGCGAUCAACAACGCGGCGGCCAUGUACCUGCAGGGAGUCGGCCACAAACUGUUCAUGGAACAGGAAGCCAGGCUGGCCAAGGAAGCCGCUAUCGCUGCCGAACAGCAGCUACAUCAACAGCAGCAACAACAACAGCAACAGCUACAACAACAACAACAACAACACCAACAACAACAACAACAACAACUACAGCAACAGCAACAGCAGCAACAACAGCAACAACAGCAACACCAUCAUGCACAUCACGUCAACCAGAUGAACGUACCGCCGCCCAUGCACCCGCAAAAAGCCGCGUCGGCCGAAACCCCCGAAAAGAUCGCGGCGGUGCCCGGGUCCGGCCGUCAGCCAGCCACCGCACAACCGUUCCCGGACCUCGACCUGUUGGCGGACGCACUCAAGUCCGAAAUAUCCACCACGCUAACCGGACUCAUCGACACGAUAAUGGCCAAGUUCGCGCAACAGCAACAACAGCAGCAGCGCAAACCGUCCAAAACGGCGGACGCGGCGGACAUGCAACUGUCGUCUAAAGACAUUGACCGCAAGUCGCCCAGGACCAAAGUCAUCGACCGUGGUAGCCACGGGGCCGACCGCGGCUCCGGUUUGGUGAACGGCCUGUCGAAGAUGAUGAACGGCGUCGGCGGCGGCGGUUACGGAGCCGCGAGCCAGGUGCCGGUGACGGCCGGCGGUAACGGCGGUAGCAGUAACGGUCUGCUGCAGAUGCCCAGCAACGGACCAACCGAACUGAGAAACGGUCUGGUCAACACGACGUGUGGCGCCGGAGCCGGCCUUUACAACGGUGCGGACGCCGUCGCGGCUGCCGCGGCGCUCGGACACGUCCGAGGCGCUCAAAUGUUUGCGCCAAAACUACACGGCUCGGCCGGUCUGAGCAACGCGGCCGCGGCGGCCGCCCUGUACUCGUCCAUGAGCGGGCUCCCGUCACACCUGAACCCGUUCUGCAUGGAACGCGAACCGGCGCCCGAACAGAACGAGGCUCUCAGCCUGGUGGUGAUACCCAAAAAGAAACGGCAUAAGGUCACCGACACCCGGAUCACCCCGCGCGCCAUCAAUCGCAUACUCACUCAGGACUCGGUGAACAACAACAACAGCAGCAGCAACAACAACAACAACAACAGUGGCAACGGAAAUCCGAUGCAAUCGUUGGACGGCAGGGCGCAGCAACCGGUCGGCGGCACGCAGGCCAUGCAGCAGUCCGCCGUCAUGCAGCCCGCGGCUGGCGACUCGCCACCGCCGCCGUCCCAACAGCGGCCGUUCCACCAGCAGCAGCAGCAACAGCAGCAGCAACAGCAAUCGCCGUCGGUCACGCCGGUCGCUCCGCAGCCGCCACCUCCGCCGCCCUCGAUGCCCAUGUUGCCGGUGUCGCUGCCCACUUCGGUGGCCAUACCCAACCCCAGCCUGCACGAGUCACAGGUGUUCAGCCCGUACAGCCCGUUCUACACCAGCCAGCACCAGGGCGUACCGCACCACAUCCCGUCGUCCAGCCCGCCCGGCAUGUCUGACUCACCGCCGCCGCCGCCACCACAGCACCACCACGGAUCGCUGCUCCACCCCGCCCUGCUGGCCGCCGCGCAGCACCACAACUCGUCGCCGGACCUGAUGAGCAUGAAGGCCCGGAUGGACAUGUCCAUGGGCAACGGCGGCAACGACAGCGUCGAUCGCAUUUCCGAGUGCAAUUCCGGGGACGGACCAUACGACGGCAUGUCGCCUAUAUCGUCAACCCUGACUCCAAUGCACUUGCGAAAAGCCAAGCUGAUGUUCUUCUGGGUCCGGUACCCCAGCUCGGCCAUCCUAAAGAUGUACUUCCCCGACAUCAAGUUCAACAAGAACAACACCGCACAACUAGUCAAAUGGUUCUCAAACUUCAGAGAGUUCUAUUACAUUCAGAUGGAAAAAUACGCACGGCAAGCCGUCAGCGAGGGUUUGCAGAGAUCCGAAGACAUACACGUCAACAAGGACAGCGAGAUCUACAGGGUCCUCAACCUGCACUACAACCGCAACAAUCACAUUGAGGCACCUAGCAAUUUUGAGUAUGUGGUCCAGCAGACCUUACGCGAAUUUUUCGUUGCUAUUCAAAACGGAAAGGAUACGGAACAAUCGUGGAAAAAGUCUAUAUACAAGGUCAUCUCUCGUAUGGACGACACGGUACCAGAGUACUUCAGGUCUCCGAACUUCCUCGAACAGCUCGAAUAAACGAUAUAUAAUUAUGUACAAAUUAUAUAUAUAUAUAUAUGUAAGCAUUAUAUAUAUAUAUAUAUAUAUAAUAUACAUUAUAUAUUUAUAUACACGCAUUCGACUCGCGUCUGUAAACUGUGCUUUUUUUAAAAAAAAUUUAAUAAUUAUUAUCGUUUUCAUUAAAAAAAACGAAAGCUCAAAACAAUGAGUUUUUGUGAUGGGUUAUAUUAUAUUCUAUUUAUGCAUUGUUGUGUACAGUCAUUUUGAAAACAAAUUUUAUAACAUUCAUUAUGUUUUACUUUUUGGUUUCCAAAUAUUUUUAUAAAACAUUAAGGGCGGUCUCUUUGUACAAAGGAAAAAUUAAUAUUAUGUUGUACAAAAAAUUUAAAUUUAUCUUUACUUAUUUUAUUUUUAUAUAAUUAUAUAUAUAUUUUAAAAAGAAAAAAUUAUAAUCACUUAUAUAUUGAAAUUAUAUAUAUAUGUAUAUGGAAUAGUCUAAAUGUAUAUAGGGAACAAGAGACCCACCAAUUUUUAUUUAUAAAAAAAAAUAACCAAUAUUACGAUGUAUAGUAGAGAUAUUAUUGCCCCAACUAUGGGUCGGUUAAUGUACACAACAUAUUAUUUAUAUAUAUUAAUUGAUUGUUAAAAACUACAUUUUAUUCACACGGGGUACCCAUUUUAUUAUUAUUAUUAUUAUUAUUAUUAUUAUUAUUAUUAUCAUUAUUGUCAUUAUGAUUAUUAUGUACCUAUUAUUAUUUUUAAUUUUACAUCAAUGUUUAGGUUAGGUUAUAUUGUUAUUUCACAAUUUUAUAGCACUUGAUAACAAACUAAAAAAAAUUUUAAACAAAAUUAAUCCGCCCGCGACGGCGUUCAAAUACUCCCUCCCCCUCCCCCCACUCACGUGAUCUCACAUUAUUCCAAUUAUUAAUUAUCUAGCGUAAUUUUUAUUUUUUAGUUUAUUUUAUUUUAUUUUAUUUAUUUUAUUUUUAUUAUUAUUUUUUUUUUUUUUUUUGGUGUGGUGAGUUUCUCCUAGUCAAAUAAAUUAAAAAAUUAAAGGAUCAUAUAUAUUAUUAAUAAUAGUUCUUACAAUAUUAUAAUUUCGUCGUUAUUA